AAAGGUCAAGGUCAGGUCAGAAAUUCCGGAAUGCAAGAUUUGACAAGUGAAAUUUUACUCUCUUCAUCGGGAUAUUGGUGACAUAUUACUCUUAUGCUGUUUAUAGCUACGAGAACUAAAGAUGUCUGACUGGAUAGACAUAAAGAAGUGUGGCCUUAAGAUUGAUCCGCCUUCCUUGGUGCUUAUAUAUUAUGACAGGAAGACGAAAAAACAACGACGAAGAACUAUGCCACUUAGAAACUUUACAAAAAUGUCUUACGUGGACAGAUUUGCUGCUGAUUUACGGUCAUGUCCAAGAAACUCAAAAUAUGUGAAAAACUUGCCGCAAGCCCAACUCCUCCGAAUGUUGACAAUUAUUAAAGACAGGCUUAAAGGAAUGAGUCUUGAGGCCAGCUUGGCCAGGAACCUUGAGAUGGACAAUAUUGAUCCUGAACAAGAUCUGAACAAAGUUGACGAGGAGACCCUGAAGAGAAAGAAGCUGCAGAUGGACAAUGGAUUUGAGAAAAAUCGCAAGAAGCCUGGUGACCCUGAUUUCCAGUAUGAUGUCGAGGUUGACUUUGACACCGGGGGCGUGGAAACCUCAGGGUGGGACUCGGAAGGCACUGACCCCGAGUUCUGAGGACUUGACUGAAGUCUGUUGUUGUGGGGUAGAUGAUGUCAGUAUGGUUGGAGGGUUAUGUAUGUUGGACAAUAGAUCCAGAGCUCCAGUUAAGCUUUUGGUGCUGUGGGUAUUUCACCCAUGCAUUUUAAAAUCAUUGGGUAUCAGUAAUUCUGUCUGGGUAUUCAAAUUUCUGUUACCCACUAGUUUUUGCACAUGUGGGUAUUUAAGUUAAAUAUUUAAAAACACUAUUCAUCUAGUC
Molecule: messenger RNA, 860 nt
Organism: Haliotis rufescens (red abalone)
Lineage: Eukaryota; Metazoa; Mollusca; Gastropoda; Lepetellida; Haliotidae
Product: centrosomal protein of 19 kDa-like
Exons: 2
Coding region: 122-619 (165 amino acids)
Biological process (GO): trans-Golgi to periciliary membrane compartment transport; microtubule anchoring at centrosome
Cellular component (GO): centriole; ciliary basal body; centrosome
Source: RefSeq, a predicted model, not a curated record